GCUGAAGCCGCAGCAGCGUGGACAUGUCGGACCCCGCAGCUCAGGCCCUGCAACCCCGGCUCCAAGCCCAGUCGGCCGGCUCCGCGGGGGCCGGGGGGGCCGGGGCUGCCGGCUCGGGGAGCAGCGACCCGGCCAGGCCGGGACUCAGCCAGCAGCAGCGGGCGAGUCAGAAGAAAGCCCAAGUCCGAGCCUUCCCGCGAGCGAAGAAGCUCGAGAAACUUGGCGUUUUCUCCGCAUGCAAGGCCAGUGACACUUGCAAGUGCAACGGGUGGAAAAACCCAAAUCCGCCGUCAGCUACACGCAUAGAUCUGCAGCAGCAAGCCGCCAGCCUGAGCGAGCCGUGCCGCAGCUGUGGACACGCUCUGGCUGAUCACGUGUCCCAUCUGGAAAAUGUCUCGGAGGACGAGAUCAACAGACUGCUGGGGAUGGUGGUCGAUGUGGAGAACCUCUUCAUGUCCGUACACAAAGAGGAGGACACAGACACCAAACAAGUGUACUUCUACCUUUUCAAGCUGUUGAGGAAAUGUAUCCUCCAGAUGAGCCAGCCGGUCGUAGAGGGAUCUCUCGGAAGUCCACCUUUUGAAAAACCCAACAUCGAGCAGGGGGUCUUGAACUUUGUUCAGUACAAGUUCAGCCACCUCGCACCAAAGGAAAGGCAGACCAUGUUUGAGCUGUCAAAGAUGUUUCUUUUAUGUUUAAAUUACUGGAAACUUGAGACGCCGACGCAGUAUCGCCAGCGUACCCAGAAAGAUGACGGGACGGCAUACAAAGUGGACUACACCAGAUGGUUGUGCUACUGCCACGUCCCACAGAGUAACGACAGCCUCCCACGCUACGAAACCACUCAAGUGUUUGGGCGAAACCUACUCAAGUCCAUCUUCACCGUCACCCGGCGGCAACUCCUGGAGAAAUUCAGGGUGGAGAAGGAUAAACUGCUGCCAGAGAAACGCACGCUCAUCCUCACACACUUCCCCAAGUUCUUGUCGAUGCUGGAGGAGGAGAUCUAUGGGGAGAAUUCACCCAUAUGGGAGGCCGAUUUCACCAUGCCGGCCUCGGAUGGCACGCAGCUCGGUCACCAGACAGUGAUCAGUCCAGCUUCUGUGUCCGGCUCCGCAGCUCUGACCAAGAACCUGAGCAGCAGCUCCUCUCUGACCAGCGUGGACACCGGAGGCGUCGAGCCCAUCACAGGGGAAAAGCGUAAACUUCCAGAGGCGUUGACGCUGGAGGAUGCCAAGCGGAUCCGUGUGAUGGGAGACAUCCCUAUGGAGCUGGUCAAUGAAGUGAUGAUGACAAUCACUGACCCUGCCGCCAUGCUUGGACCCGAGACGAAUCUGCUGACGCCAAACGCUGCCCGCGACGAGACCGCCCGGCUGGAGGAGAGGCGGGGCAUCAUCGAGUUUCACGUGAUCGGAAACUCACUUUCCCAGAAAUCCAACAAGAAGAUCCUGAUGUGGCUGGUUGGCCUUCAGAACGUCUUCUCUCAUCAGCUGCCUCGUAUGCCCAAAGAGUACAUCACACGGCUGGUGUUUGACCCGAAGCACAAAACCUUAGCCCUUAUUAAAGAUGGCCGCGUCAUAGGAGGCAUCUGUUUUAGGAUGUUUCCCACUCAGGGAUUCACGGAGAUCGUCUUCUGCGCCGUCACAUCCAACGAGCAAGUAAAGGGCUACGGCACCCACCUGAUGAACCAUCUGAAGGAGUACCACAUCAAACACAACAUCCUCUACUUUCUCACUUACGCUGACGAGUAUGCUAUUGGCUACUUCAAGAAGCAGGGUUUUUCCAAAGACAUCAAAGUGCCCAAGAGUCGAUACCUGGGUUACAUCAAAGACUACGAGGGAGCAACGCUGAUGGAGUGCGAGUUGAACCCGAGAAUCCCUUACACCGAGCUUUCGCAUAUCAUUAAAAGACAGAAGGAGAUCAUCAAGAAGCUGAUUGAGAGGAAACAGAGUCAGAUUAGAAAGGUGUACCCGGGUCUCACCUGCUUCAAAGAGGGCGUGCGACAGAUCCCGGUGGAGAGCAUCCCUGGCAUAAGAGAAACAGGCUGGAAACCAACUAACAAGGAUAAAGGGAAAGAGGUGAAGGACCCGGAUGUGCUGUACAACAUGCUCAAGAACCUCCUGGCCCAGAUAAAGACUCAUCCUGACGCUUGGCCCUUCAUGGAGCCCGUGAAGAAGUCUGAGGCUCCAGAUUACUACGAGAUCAUCCGCUUUCCUAUUGACCUGAAGACCAUGACAGAGAGACUCAAAAACAGAUACUAUGUGACCAAGAAGCUUUUCAUCGCAGACCUGCAGCGAAUCAUCAGCAACUGUCGCGAGUAUAACCCUCCCGACAGCGAGUACUGCAAGUGCGCCAACACGCUGGAGAAGUUCUUCUACUUCAAGUUAAAAGACGGAGGCUUGAUUGAGAAGUGAAUGUCAUGAUGCAACAGCUGACGCCGGGAAAACACCGGCAGCUGUUGUCCCACUCGAGCUAAUAACAUGGUAUUCGGUACAAAGUAAAUCAACAGAGUUGUGGAACAAAGCAGCAGAUUGGAGCCAGCUGAGCAUUACAAGUGUCAAUUACUCAAAAAGCAUUUGCAUUAUACACGUUUCAUUAACUGAACCAAAGUGACAGGUCCAAGUAACAGAACCGUUUCACUUCCCACGUUUAUUUAUAGUACGAAUGGUGGUUGUUAUUCCAGUUUUUUUGUGCGUUUGAAACAGGUCACAGGAGUCGUCGUGAUUAAAGGUAAUUUCCAGAAAAGUGAAUCUCGGGACCUAAAGCCACGUUGCCUUCCGUUACUGACAGACACUUGAACAUCCAGCCAGCUUCAUGGGUGCGAGAUGGAUGGAUGUAUGGAUGGAUGGAUGUAUGGAUGGACGGCACUUCCCUGAGAAGUGCUAACACACACAAUCCAGUCAGUUGGUGAGACAUUUAUCGAAUACAGUCGUUCAAGUGCGAGAUGUCCAAAAAACGUGAGUUUGCUUCUUUUUUUGCAUAUAAAUACAUUUUGAUUUUGGUCAGGGGAACAGGUUCUGAUGCCGUUUUUCUUUUUUUUUUUUUCUUUAACCAACAAUUAAAGCAGUUUCAUAGAUAAAAAAAA
Molecule: messenger RNA, 3082 nt
Organism: Cololabis saira (Pacific saury)
Lineage: Eukaryota; Metazoa; Chordata; Actinopteri; Beloniformes; Belonidae
Gene: kat2a
Product: K(lysine) acetyltransferase 2A
Exons: 18
Coding region: 24-2411 (795 amino acids)
Biological process (GO): positive regulation of transcription by RNA polymerase II; chromatin remodeling
Cellular component (GO): nucleus; histone acetyltransferase complex
Molecular function (GO): protein binding; histone H3 acetyltransferase activity
Source: RefSeq, a predicted model, not a curated record